Messenger RNA from Momordica charantia (bitter melon), 979 nucleotides. RefSeq lists its product as uncharacterized. The record is from RefSeq and is a predicted model, not a curated record. Lineage: Eukaryota; Viridiplantae; Streptophyta; Magnoliopsida; Cucurbitales; Cucurbitaceae.
CAACGCCCAACAAGCAUUAACCAGCAAGCGAACAACAAAAUGUCCAAAUUAAAUGGUGCGCCCCAAAGCUUGCUGCAGCAACAGGAAGGAAACAUUAACGCACAGAUGCGGCGUCCUCAGCAUGUUCAGAGCACAAAUUUGGUUCAAGGAUCCACGAUGUUGAAUGAGUUCAAGUAUGGAUUCCCCUCUGGUGGAUUACCAUCUCUAUCAAACAAAUGGUGGGGUAGUAGUGCUCCAGAUGAAACCAACAAUGAAGAAGAUGCCAAACAUAACUUCAAAAACGUUGUAGCUGAUGGUUCCAUUUCUCUAAUAGACCAAGAGAAAUCUGAAAGUAUAGAGGAGGAUCUCCAAGCUGAUCUUCCGGGGACUCGCUUACUGACAGCUUUGAGAAAAAGAAGCAUGGAGAGAGGACGAAAAGCACUUAAGAAUGGUAGUUAUUUUCAUGCCCAUGGCGUAAACAAGUUAAGCAAGAGAGAAAGAUCGUUGCUUCUCAACAUAUUCAAAUCAUCUAUUCCAAAUGAAUGGAUAAGUAACUCCUAAAUUCAGAGACAACUGCUUUGAACGAGGUACUCCGCCCUUCAUAAGGCUCGAACUGCUCGUUCGUUGGUAGAACAAUUGAAGAAUCUUGGCAAAAUUUUAGAAGUAAAAGGGGAAAAUAAAGUAGAUGAAGGGGAACCGACAAUUGUAGUAUACCGUUACUGGUUGCGCAAAAUAUUUGGGCCAGAGUUGGAGGGACCCAGAGGCCCACAUGAGGGCCCAUCUUUAAAGAACAGCCGAUGCUUGCUGCUCCCUGGAUGACCCGUUUCCCUCAAGUGGCCGUCAUUUCUCUGCUCAUCCAAAUCCAGUUACCUAAUUUUAUUUAUUUUUAUUUUUUGAGGCAAAGUUACCUAAAGUUAAACAAACCCUAAUACUUUCAGGGAAUAAUUUUGGUCUGUUUAAAAAAUGAUAUUUUAUUUUAAUUACCAAUUUUCUUUCCUUA